Messenger RNA from Klebsormidium nitens, 3894 nucleotides. The record is from the annotation of a GenBank genome assembly. Lineage: Eukaryota; Viridiplantae; Streptophyta; Klebsormidiophyceae; Klebsormidiales; Klebsormidiaceae.
GCCUUCUCAACAGCAAGGACAGAAGCUAGGCAGCUGGAUAGCAGGGGAGGACGGGGCGAGGGGUUUGGUCAAGGUGGCUGUAGGCUGCAUCAUGUUCUCUAUGUUAAUCAUGUAGGUGAAGAGCGUGGCGAGCUGUGUAAAGUCAUUCCACUUUGAGUAGGUGUUGUUGGAGGAGAAGCUCGUUCGGUUCCAUGUUUCUCCAAAUGCAGUUGAGUUGCCAGUCUGCAUUUCAAGAAUCCCUUGUGUAACUGGAGGAAGCGCACCGUCACAGGCUUUCUCAUGGCCGGAAACGGUUGGGACCUGCCUCCUGGAGCCAGAGGUGCUGGGUGGCAGUGGUCUGAUGCCCCUGGACAGGAAGCUCCGCGAUGGAGUAACAGUUCUCUGCCCCAGCAAGGGGGUUCUGGGACUGUCUCUCCCACCCUUAAUUGGGAUAGUGGGAACGCCCUUCAUGUGCCAGCCAACAGGGGAUGGGACGCCGGAAGUGCUCAGGAGGCGGUCAGCCAGAGGGUUUCUGGUCGAGUUAGCCCUCAACCAAAUGGUUGGGAGUUGCAGGGGAGGGGAGGGGAGGCUCACUGGGCUGAUGGGGGCGGGAGUGCAAGGGAACUCUUGUCAGCAGCGUCAUUGGGAACCCCUGGUAACAGACCCAAGGGCCAUGGGUGGCAGGAUCCUAAUGCAAGGGAGUUUGUGCCGGCACGCGCUCCGCAUGCACAAUACCGUGCCUCAGGGCCUCUUCACACCCCGCCAGACACCCCUCACGGAAGAGGCUGGGAUCUCCCGCCUGUGAGCAUCGGAGUUGGGAGCUCCGCAGGAUGGCAGAGCCCGACUCUUCCUCAGAACAGUUGGGGCAGCCAGCACAGUAUCAGCCCCACGGCACGCCAGCCGAGCCCUCCCUCAGUCACGUGGGACGAGGAGUCAAUUCGGACGAGCAAAUCAAGGGUUGCUGCGGUUGCAAGAGGCGGGAUGGCACUUAGGCCCCCUGGAAACAGGACGAAGAGAGGCUCCGCGCCCGCAGCCCCAGUCUAUAAGGGUCCCAUUCCUACUAACAGAGGCUGGGGUUUUGAGAAGCAGACUAUGCUCAAGGUCGAUGACAAGCGCGCGUACGAGGAGUAUGAAUCUGACAGGUUGAGCUACAGGACCGCUGGCUCGGAGUUCAGCAAUCGCGCGUACGGGUAUGGCAACGUGCCACCAGAUGAUCCGGUCCAUGUGCCGAUGCAUCUAAGGGAAGCAGCUUACGGCGCAUUCCCUCGACCUGGUUCUGCUUCCUCUGUUGGCAGCGGAGGGAGGGAGCACAUCAACCCAGGUUAUGAGUCCCAGAUGAUGCAAUUUGAGCGAGGCCCUGGGUAUGGUUUGCCUGGAGGCAGGGGAGGUGGCUGGGCUGGCGGUCCUCCUGGUGGCCGAGGGGGUUUUGAGGGGGGCAGUUUUGCCGCGAAUCGCAGCAGGGGUGCGCCGUACCUUCCGGAGGGCAACUGGCCACACCCUGGCGAUGGAAGGGGUGCACCGAGUGUGAAUUCGAGCAGGUAUGAGGAUGCGAGCAGCCAGUUUUACAACCGGGGGGUGCCGCCAUGGGGCAAUGCAGGGCCCCUCCAGGGGUUUCGGGACCCCGAUUAUCCGAGCAUGGCAGGGAGCUCUGCAAUGGGGGUCAGCGACAGUGAGAGCGAUGAGCUGGACAUUGCGUCCGAUGACGAGCUGGAAGGGUUCGAGGGGUUGGCCAAGGAGAAGGAGGAGAAGGCAUACAAGAAAUACAGGAGAGUGUAUCUUGAGCUGCUGCAGGAGGCCAGCAAAGGUGACGGCGCCAAGGACCAGUGGAAGUGCCUGGUGUGCAAGAACCGCACCAAGUUCUGGUUCAACAGCCUGCACGCGCUGCACCAGCACGCCGAGACCAAGAAGAACGAGUGGCGCAUCCAGCACAGGGGCCUGGCCCGAGCCCUGCGCGAGCUUCUCAGCAGGGACCCCAUGGGCCCGCUCGGCAUCCUCCUCCCGCCUGUGGAAGACGACGACCAGAUCAUUGUGUGGCCUCCAGCGGUCAUCCUGCAGAACACGCGCGUCAGGAUGGAUGCUGACGGCCAUUGGAACGGCCUCGGCGCCACCGAGAUUCGUGACCAGUACAAGAGCUUCAACCCCAUGGCGGUGCGCCCCGCAUAUGGGCCAGAUGGUCACAAGGGCUGUGUUGUGGUCCAGUUCGCCGCCGAUCCGUACGGCUUCGACAAGGCGGUGCAGCUGAGCCAGUACUUCGAGAAGCAGAGCCGGGGGCGCGAGGGCUGGGAGUCCCAUGGAAUCCGCAGCAAGCGCUUUGAUGAGGAGGGCAACCUGCUUGUUUUUGGUUACCUGGCGCAACCAAAGGACAUGUGGCAGUUGGACAAGUUCGCCAAGGGCAAGAACGGCAAGGCGGGCCAGCUGGUCAAGUGGUGGACCGAGUCCAAGAAGGAGGCGGUCGACGACGAGAAGGCGCGCCGCGAGCAGCAGCGCCUCGCGGAGGCGGGCGAGGUGUCGCGCCUGCGCGAGAAGGCCGCCGAGGACGAGGGCGCGCGCGCGCGCGCGGAGAGCGAGCUGCGCGUGCAGAGCAAGAAGCUGCGCAACCUGCAGGAGCGCUACGCCAAGAUGGAGCAGCUGCAGCAGCAGCAAAAGGAUAAGCACGAGGAGGAGCUGGAGUCUCAGGAGCUGUUCUACGACGGCAAGUUCAAGGAGCUGGCGACGCAAUUCACGGCCACAGAGCAGGACGCGCUGGCCAAACGCCGCGAGCGGGAGGCGUCCGACGCCAAGCGCCUGAGCGCGCUCGAGACGCUCAAGGACGGGGCAGAGGAGGAGGGCGAGAAGGCCAGGCUGGAGAAGCAGAUGGAGUCGCUGGAGGAAGAAAUCGCGGCAAACCUGACGACGGCGAUCAACCACAAGGACGCCCUUGGCGAGAUGGAGAUGGCGCACACGGAAGAGCUGCUCGAGCUGCGCAAGAAGCAGCGCGAGGAGGAACUCGCACUCCGCCAGCGACAGCAGGAGCAGAAGGCCGCGCUGCUCGAGAAACUCGAGCUCAGCGCGCGCGGCUCCGCUGCCGAGGCAAACAAGAAAGACGGAAACGGGGAGAGCGCCAAGCUGUCGGCGGACGCUCCAGAAGUCACCCCGGCGGUUGUCGAGGGGGCAAAGAAUACGGACAGUGCGGGAGACGGUUCGGACGGCCCGAAGGUGACUGGUCCGAAGGACGACGACAGCCACGCGGAGCUGGUCGGGAAGAUGCUGGACGAGGUGCUGUCGGAGGGGGGUUCCCCCGACAAGGGCAAACUGUCCCCCCGCAAGGACAGCCCGCGUCCGGAAGCAGCCAAGCCGCCGACACCUGGCGCCGCUGAAACCGGGGGGGAGAUCGCGAGCCCGCGGCCGAAGCUGGCGGCGCCUCCCCUCGCCAAGGGGCCCCUCACCAAAUCGCGCUUUGUGGUUCUGGAGGACACCCCCGAAUCGGAGAAGACGGCGAGCAAGGCGCCGUCCGACAUGCUCCCGCGGACGCUGUCCCUGGACGCGCCGUCCGAGAACCUGACAGCUGGCGGCAGCCCGCAGGGGUUCCGGGCGUACAAGUCGCCCGGGCCCGAGCAGCAGGGGCUCGCGGAGGAGGGCCCCGCGAAGACGCAGGCCCUGCAGCAGGCGGUCGAGCGGCUGACCGCGGGCGGGGGGGAGAAAGAGGGGGCGAAGGCCACCCCCCCCCUGUUCCACAGGAGCAACAGCGCUGGGGGCGCGUUCCCGGGGGGCAGCAUUUCGAACGGCGUUUUGGACGCCUUUUCGGGCGGGUGGGAGGCGCCUGCUGCGUCCGCACUGGAGGGGGGGUCCGCGUCGUGGGCUGACGUGGCGAAGAAGGAGGAGGGGCGCAGCGGCGACGGCGGACAGCUGCCGGCGGGACAGCUGGCAGGAAGCUGA